UUGAAAAAAUGCCCUUAUCAGUACAGGAGCUUAUCCUCUCGCUUAGUUGUGAAGUGGCAGUAGAGUAGAAAAGCAAGAGUUACCUCUUCCUCUUCAGGAAAUAUGGAGACUUCAACCAGCCAUAGUUCUGGCAUUAUGUGGUUCUUCAAAGACAGAGGUUUUGAUGAUAAAAGUAUUCAUGAAAUGUUCCAAAAGUGCAAGCGCCUUGAGGGCGUGCAAAGGGAGAAAGCGUCUGAAAACUGGGACUACUUGAGAAGCAUAGGCAUCCAAGAGAGGAAACUUCCUUCUGUUGUUCGGAAAUGUCCCAAAAUCCUUAUUCUAGGCUUGCAUGAGAAACUUGUCCCAAUGGUUCACUGUCUUGAAACACUGGGUUCGAAACCAAAGGAAGUUGCUUCUGCCAUUACUAAAUUUCCGCACAUACUCUCUCACAGUGUGGAAGAGAAGCUCUGUCCACUCCUUGCUUUCUUUGAAGCGCUUGGUAUAACGGACAAACAACUGGGUAAGAUGAUACUGCUUAAUCCAAGGAUUAUAAGCUACAGCAUAGAACAUAAGCUUUCACAGAUGGUGGAAUUUCUUUCCAGUCUUCAUCUAUCAAAGGAAGGUAUUGGUAAAGUUAUAGUGAAGAAUCCAUAUAUUAUGGGUUAUAGCGUAGAUAAGCGGCUACGUCCUACUUCAGAGUUUUUGAAAUCACUAGGUUUAACAGAUAUGGAUCUGCAGAAAGUGGUAGUUAAUUACCCUGAAGUUUUGUGUAGAGACGUGAACAAGAUUCUGAAACCAAACCUAUCUUACUUGACUUCACGGGGUNGGGGUUUUGGAGUUGGACAGAUUGCAGCUGUGGUCACUUGUUAUCCUCCUGUUCUGAUAAAGAGUGUUACCAACUCUUUAGAGCCAAGGAUUAAGUUUCUGAUAGAUGUUAUGGGGAGGCGACUUGAUGAAGUUGUUGAUUAUCCGGACUACUUUAGGCAUAGCUUGAAGAAAAGAUUAGAGUCGAGGCAAAAACUUGUAACGCAGAAGAACAUAAGCUGUACGCUGAGUGAAAUGCUGGAUUGUAAUCAGAAGAAAUUCCUAUUCAAAUUUGGUCUGGUUCAGUGAAAGUAAUGACCAUGUUCCUUGCCUUUUUCUCGUAGAGUAUAUAGCUUAGCAUUCGGCUUGUAUCAAUCUAAUAGACCUACGGGAUGAGUUUUUUGUGCACCUUUUGCGGUCAUCUGGGAAAUUAUUUAUUCGCAAAUCAUUCAUAUGCUGCUUCUGUAAUUGAUAGUUUCAUCUGUUUAAUGCUGCUCUGAUAGUGCUUAAUAAACACGGAAGGACGAAACAAUCUCUCAGGGUUACAUAGACUUUGGGAUUUGAAAUGUAGGUCUCACAAUCUACUAGGGGAUAUGAAACUAAUUCUUUUCUUUGGUA
Molecule: messenger RNA, 1401 nt
Organism: Nicotiana tabacum (common tobacco)
Lineage: Eukaryota; Viridiplantae; Streptophyta; Magnoliopsida; Solanales; Solanaceae
Source: RefSeq, a predicted model, not a curated record